AUGCAAAGAUUAGAAAGCGAAAAAGGAGAACCAAUGCUUGGUUAUGAAGGUUACAUUUACACCAAAGAACGUAAAACGGAAGAAAAAAUUAUUUUUAGAUGUCAAAAUCGUCUGUGUAAAGGUCGUUGCCAUACUGAUCCAUCUAUGACCAUCUUCAUAAAAAGACCAACCGCACAUUGCCAUGGACCAUCUAUUGAUCAAAUUCUAGUCAUCGAAUUGAAAAACAAAAUUAAAGCUCGCGCUGUUAUCAGCAACGAACCAACAAGUACUAUUUUAUUUUCUGAACUAAAAUCUUGUUCGUUGGAUGCAGCUGCUCCAUUACCUAAAAUGGCAACACUCCAGAGAACAAUCCGUCGACAACGUGCAGCAUCAACAACAAUACCUGACGAUUUGAAAAAGCAACCUAUCAAAAAAAUCGAAGAUACAAUUAAACGCUUAUAG
Adineta ricciae is the source of this 441-nucleotide messenger RNA. The record is from the annotation of a GenBank genome assembly. NCBI's taxonomy places the organism in Eukaryota, Metazoa, Rotifera, Eurotatoria, Adinetida, Adinetidae.